Molecule: messenger RNA, 705 nt
Organism: Cooperia oncophora
Lineage: Eukaryota; Metazoa; Nematoda; Chromadorea; Rhabditida; Trichostrongylidae
Source: the annotation of a GenBank genome assembly
CUGCCGAGGCUAAUAAGCCUUAUUUUUCAGAUUCUCGAAAGAUUAAGAGACUGUGAUGAUAAUAUAAAAUCAGCCGCAAAAUUGUUAGAAUAUAGUGCGAUCACCGGAUCCGUACUUCAAUUGGGUGCUGAACAAUUACGCUAUGACCCAGAUGUGAAUGAAUUUGAACGCGAUGUUGCAGUGCUUAUGCUUAAGGAUCCUCAAAUAACGUAUACAGGAGAAACGAUGAAUCGUCCCAAGUCGGUUAAGCCUCCAGAAGCUGCGGAAAACAAGUCGAGCGGAAAAGGAAAAGCUGCACCGAAAGCUGAACAGAAGUCAGAACCAGAAAAAGAAAAGACAGCACUGGAGUUUGAAAAAUCAAAACCGAUUGGCAAAACGCAACCCAGUGAACUGCCGGACGAAGAAAACAAGCAGGGUAAAAGGAAAUUCAAACCACCGCCGAAUAUCACCAAAGCCGACGCAAAAGAUCCGCAAUAUGAGACGCUACGUGGAAUCGGUAACGAGUUGUUUGCUGGCGAUAAAGACAAAGAGAAAAAUGAAGAAGUGAAAGAAGUGAAGAAAGAGGGACCUUCAGCAGAAGGACAGCAGGCACAAGCCCAGGCUGCAAAAAAGUUCAAACAGCCACCCAAGGUGCAAAAAGUUGAUGCAAAAGAUCCGCAAUAUGAAACACUGGCUGAUGUUAAAGACGACAUUUUUAAGGGAUAG